UUCCGCUUGAUAACUUGAUAACACUUGUAGUGGCGAUGUGGACCGUGUGAGCAGACGCCUCGUGAACCACUCGACAUUCGACCACCAACAUUUGUGAGACCCAGUUGUGUUGUGCUUGGGCUAUGUUCGAUAAAUUGAAUCAGAUUUAUUUUUUAAAUAUUUUAUCCUUUUUUAAAACUUGUGCUUUAUAAAAUUUUGGUGAAUUCAGUGAAUUAAUUAUUUAAACACCAUGUCUAGCGAUAAAGAAGCCGUAAAAGAAAAGUUUGUGAAGGAGCCCGACGCAGCCGACACGGAGGGCCAACAUGACAGCAAAGACGCCAUGUCUCGAGCGAUCGGCUCCAUCGGCCGCUGGCAGGUGUGGGUGUGCUUCGUGGUCUUCCUCGUCAAGUUCCCCGUCGCCUGGCACCAGAUGAGCAUCAUCUUCCUGGCUCCCCCCAUGAACUUUACUUGCGAGGGAAACGAUGAGUUCGACAACGUUUGCGCCGCAAACUGCACCGACUAUAAAUUCGACACCAGCACCUUUGAAGAGACGAUUGUGUCAGAGUGGAGUCUUGUUUGCAGCCGGCACUGGCUGCGGAACCUCACGCAGACCUUCUUCAUGCUCGGUAUUCUAGUUGGCAACAUGGUCUUCGGACAUCUCUCCGACAGAUUCGGUCGCCGCCUGCCGUUCCUCUGCGCGGUGUUCCUGCAACUGGUGUCGGGCGUGGCGACCGCCUACUCCGUCAACUGGUACAUGUUCACGGCGCUGCGGUUCUUCCUCGCCGUGGCUACCGGCGGCACCAUGGUCACCAGCUUCGUGCUCAUCAUGGAGCUCAUCGGGCCUAGUUAUAGGGAUACUGUAGGGAUUGUGUACCAGAUACCGUUCAAUAUUGGACAUCUGACGCUGCCGCUGUUCGGAUACUACCUACGCAGCUGGGACAAAUUCCAGCUGGCCAUCUCUCUCCCGUCCGUGAUCUUCCUGAGCUACUACUACCUGCUGCCCGAGUCCCCGCGCUGGCUGCUCGCCGCCGGCCGCCCGGAGGACGCCACCAAGAUACUGGAGGCUGCUGCUUUGAGGAACAAGCGUCCAAUCGAAGGCAUCUCCUCCACGGCCCACAAGAUGGCGCUGGAGAUCAGCGGGCGGCGCGUGGAGCGCGCGUCGUUCUUCGCUCUGUUCCGCACGCCCCGCCUGCGCGCGCGCACUCUCGCCAUCUGCUUCAACUGGUUCGUCUGCGGACUGUGCUUCUUCGGCGUCUCGCAGUACAUCGGACAUGUGUCCGGAGACAUCUUCACUAAUGUCGCCAUCUCUGCUGGAAUACAGAUCCCCGGCACGUUUGUGUCCAUCUACUCGAACAAGUGGCUCGGUCGCAAGCUGACGCUGAUGACCGCCAACUGUGUGACCGGCGUGAGCUGCCUGCUCAUCACCGUGGUGCCGCAGUCCAGCGCCGCGCACCUCGCGCUCGGCUGCGUCGGCCUCUGGGGCAUGAGCAUCUCCUUCUCAACAGUCUACCUGUACGCCGGGGAGCUAUUCCCGACCGUCGUCAGGAAUUCCGGAGUCGGCUUGUCAUCCACUGUAGCGAGAGUCGGGUCGAUGGUCGCUCCGUUUGUUGCGACUCUGUCGCACACUAGCGCUACGUUGCCUCCACUCGCAUUCGGAAUAGUACCCCUCAUUGGUGCUGCCCUCUGCAUUAUUCUCCCUGACACUCGAGGCAAGAAACUCCCAGACACGUUGGAGGAAGGUGAAGAGUAAAUCGAACGUGGGACGCAGAGGGAAUAGAUCUCAUUGUUGGUAUGAUGAGGCUAAUGAAGGCAUGCUCUGCGUAAGUUUCGGUCAAAGUAUUGCCAUCGUGCCUUUAUUACUAUCUAGGACAAGUUAUACAAGUAUUUCAUAUGGCCAUUAAUAAUUUUAGGGCCAUAAUGUUUGGUAAGUAAGAGCUAGGUAACACGUUAGUGUAUGUUAAGAUCUACCUUUAACAUUAACACUAUUGAAAUUAAUAAUAUUGCUGCAAAAGCUAAAAAUACCUGCCAU
Molecule: messenger RNA, 2008 nt
Organism: Plutella xylostella (diamondback moth)
Lineage: Eukaryota; Metazoa; Arthropoda; Insecta; Lepidoptera; Plutellidae
Product: organic cation transporter protein
Biological process (GO): transmembrane transport
Cellular component (GO): membrane
Molecular function (GO): transmembrane transporter activity
Source: RefSeq, a predicted model, not a curated record